Molecule: messenger RNA, 1680 nt
Organism: Paramormyrops kingsleyae
Lineage: Eukaryota; Metazoa; Chordata; Actinopteri; Osteoglossiformes; Mormyridae
Gene: rab21
Product: RAB21, member RAS oncogene family
Biological process (GO): Rab protein signal transduction
Molecular function (GO): GTP binding; GTPase activity
Source: RefSeq, a predicted model, not a curated record
AUGACCCACGGCCGGCGUGACGUCGAGGGAGAAGACGCCAUUAGACAGGUUGACAAACUGGGAAGAGCCGAUCGCUAAUGUGGCGCUAGCUUAGCUACUUUCCCUUCUCUGUUGGAUAAAGUGACGGAGUUCGGAUCUUCGUUCUUCUAGUUUCUCCCGCCACGUAUUUCCUCCCCUACUCGCUCAUUUUUAUUCUCCCUUCGCCGGCUGUGUCCGAUGUGAGUCGCCAGUCCGCGGCUGUGCUGGGUUACACUCUCGCUCCCGACCGAGGAAGGAUCAGACGAUGGCGGCUGGCGGAGCGGGGGGCGGCGGCAAGACCUACUCCUUCAAGGUGGUUCUGCUGGGGGAGGGAUGCGUCGGGAAGACGUCGCUGGUGCUGCGCUACUGCGAGAAUAAGUUCAACGACAAGCACAUCACCACGCUGCAGGCGUCCUUCUUGACAAAGAAGCUGAACAUCGGAGGGAAGCGAGUGAACCUCGCCAUAUGGGACACAGCAGGCCAGGAGAGGUUCCACGCUCUGGGGCCCAUCUACUACAGAGACUCCAAUGGAGCCAUUUUAGUGUAUGACAUCACAGACGAGGAUUCCUUUCAAAAGGUGAAAAACUGGGUAAAGGAGUUAAGAAAAAUGUUGGGGAAUGAAAUCUCUUUAUGUAUAGUUGGUAAUAAAAUAGACUUGGAGAAGGAGAGGAAUGUAUCCAUCCAAGAAGCAGAAGGGUAUGCAGAGUCUGUUGGGGCGAAACACUAUCACACGUCAGCUAAAUUGAACAAAGGAAUCGAAGAAUUGUUUCUUGAUCUCUGUAAAAGAAUGAUGGAGACGGCACAGGCGGACGAACGGGCGAAAGGCAAUGGUGCCAGUCAGGCGGCAUCAUCGCGGCGGGGGGUGCAGAUCGUGGAUGACGAGCCGCAGGCGGCCGCGGCUGGGGGGGGCGGAUGCUGCUCUGGCUAGGCCCCGCCUCCUCCUCAGGACUGGACUCUCUGACUCUGUCACCCUCCCUCCACACCUUCCUUUUCACGAAGACUGCCAUUCUCGACCUCUCGUCUGACCCCACCCCCUCCCACCAAAUAACACGCUUAACCGUAUUUCCCAGCGAUGACAUUUAUAACACUGAAGAGACUUGUGAAACAAGUGCUGAAUUCGCAGAGUGUGGCUGCCGGCGAGGAAGCUGUUUGUCGCUCUCACGGCUCGGUUAACAACCAUUUGCCAGUGGUGUCUUGAAGCCCCGCCCCCGACCCCUCCCACUCCUCAUGCACAUACCCCUAUUCUAAUUCAUAAUUUUUAUCCUUUGGAUAAUGCGCAUGUAGAACUGUAAAAGCUUCAUUUGGUUUACUUUUAAAGCAUCUUUAUUUAAUAAGUUAUGUGUGUGUUAUUUGGAUUCUCUCUUUUUUCCUCCCAAAUUCAUUCUUCUUUUUGGUGAAUAGUGAAAGGUGUCCAAAUUUUAAAAAAAAUAUCUGGCAGAAAAUUCAUCCUGUUUUUUUUGCACUGGCCCAUCGCUAUCAAUGCUUUUGUUAUACUGUAUUUCUCGUUUGCCAAGAUGUUAUGUAAAACAAGCAUUGUACAAUACAUAUUAAAUAUUUUAUCUGCUUUUACAAGCUUUGGGGGAAAAAUACACAGGUAGAAAUGUGUACACUAGUCUUGUUAAUGACUGUAAAAUCAAAAUAACAAUUGUCAGUGAAAGCACA